CCUGCUUACAAGGCUGGGCUGAUUGGCCUAAAAGCACCUGCUGAACCCUUAUAAUGACUCUUGGUGUGGGGAGAGGUUGAGCUGUUGGUUUUUUGGGGAGUGUGUUCCCUGUCCUUUCCGAACCAUGGCCCGGGAACACAAUGAGGGAAUGAAUCGGAGCACUCGUUCUGAGCUGGCCCCUGCCAGCUUCAUCUGGGGCUGUAAGCUAGAUCUUGAGAACCCCACAUACACAGCUGACAUCCUAAAGGACCAUCCAAGUGAGCAGCAGUUGAUCCUGAAGACGAUAUUACUCACAGAAGAUGCCAAGGAGGAGUUCCAUACUGUGGAGAUCUUACCUCCAAAGAACAGCAAGAAAUCUCCAAUCCACAUAGCUACUUUGAAACCUUCCGUGCUCCCGAUGACCAGCCUAAUGGGAUUUGAUAUGACCCCACCUGUCUCAUUCAGACUAAAGUCAGGAUCUGGGCCAGUCCACCUUGCUGGGUAUCAUCUAACAGCUGGAGAUGGCUACAGCUGGAGUCUGGAUGAUGAGAUGGAGGCAUCUUCCAAGGAAGACUCUCCUACCAAACCAGCCAAGCAUCUUUGCUCCAAGCAGUCAGCUGCAGCCAAGGAGGGGCAAGAGCAACCUCAGGAGAAGGGGACAAGGAAAGGGAGGGAGACAGCAUCAAGAGGAGACAAGAAGAUAUGAAUUCCAAUGGAAGGAAUAGCUGCUGAAAGGUCCCAUCCUAAUGCAUCCAUGAACGUUUGAACCCUAUAUGUGUUCCUAGGCACUCUGGAACUGCAAUCUACUGUCUUUCUGGAGAUCCACCUAUGACCUGAUAUGAAGUAUUUGUACAUCUUCUCUACAUUGUCUCUGGUAGAGAAAACCUUAAUUUCCAUGAUUGUUCUCUUCCAGCUUCUGGUACUAUGUAAUGCUGUUAAAAGGAAUAACAUAUUCUGUACUUGGA
Hemicordylus capensis (graceful crag lizard) is the source of this 944-nucleotide messenger RNA. RefSeq names its product nucleoplasmin-like. The transcript has 8 exons. NCBI's taxonomy places the organism in Eukaryota, Metazoa, Chordata, Lepidosauria, Squamata, Cordylidae. Gene Ontology annotation, biological process: positive regulation of DNA replication; chromatin remodeling. The coding region runs from base 125 to 685 and encodes 186 amino acids. Gene Ontology annotation, cellular component: nucleolus; nucleoplasm; cytoplasm. Gene Ontology annotation, molecular function: histone binding; RNA binding; chromatin binding. The record is from RefSeq and is a predicted model, not a curated record.